CGUCUGCGCUCGUGCGAAUAGGUCAUUCCAUUCCGUUCACUGUGAAGAGGCAAGAAGGAUGUCAUUCAGCGUGGAUACCAUUUACGCCCCGUUACCUCAAACAAGUCGUGGCGUGCCGUUCGUACUGACGGGCGACCCGAAAGGCAAAAACUUUCUCUACACGAGCGGCAAUUCUGUCAUUAUCCGGGAUAUUCAGAAUCCUGAAAUAGCCGAGGUGUAUGCAGAGCAUUCUUGCCAAGCUACAGUGGCCAGAUAUGCUCCCAGUGGCUUUUACAUCGCAUCUUGUGACGUGCGUGGUAACGUGAGGAUCUGGGAUACGACACAGAAGGAACACAUUCUGAAAUACGAAUACAGGCCACUGUCGGGUGCCAUCAGAGACAUCGUGUGGUCACCGGACAGCAAGCGAAUUGUCGUGGGCGGAGAAGGCCGAGAAAAGUUUGGGCAUGCGUUCUUGUGGGAUUCCGGCAGCUCAGUGGGCGACAUUUCUGGACAGGCUAAGAAACUCAAUGCCGUUGACUUCAAAACGACGAGACCAUUUCGUGUUGUGACGGCAAGCGAAGACAGAAGUUUGGCAUUUUUUCACGGACCGCCAUUCAAAUACCAGUUUUGCAUGAACAAUCAUACACAGUUUGUAAACGCGGUUCGCUUUGCUCCCAACGGAGAGCUAUUUUGCUCCGGCGGUCAAGACGGCAUGGCGUUCCUUUUCAAUGGAAGUUCCGGUGAAUUUGUUGCACCGUUAGGAGGUGAGAAGUCUCACAACGGCGGAAUCUAUGCUGUGGCAUGGAGUCCUGACAGUAAACAGAUAUUGACAGCAUCGGGUGAUAAGACUUGUCGUCUGUGGGACGUCGAAACUCGUGCGGUCGUCACUGAGUUCAAGAUGGGCUCCGAGAUUACCGAUCAGCAAGUUGGUUGUCUGUGGCAGGACGACAACAUAAUGUCUGUCUCCAUGUCUGGCUAUAUCAAUUACUUAGAUCUCGCAAAUCCGACGAAACCGAGACGAAUUCUUAAGGGCCAUAACAAAGCAAUCAUGUCUGCCGUCCACGUUCCCGAAAAGAACAGAAUCUACUCGGGCAGUUUCGAAGGCAGAGUCGUGCACUGGGAUCCUACCGGUGCCGACAUGGACGAACUAUCGGGUCCCGGCCAGAGCACGACUCUUGUUAAGAUGGGCGUUCUUGGCGACCGGCUUUCGUAUGCUACGGUCGACGACAGUGUGAGAUCGAUCUCCAUGACAACCAAUGAAUACAGUGCUGAACCUGUGAACGUGGCUUCCACACCCGUCAACUAUGUUACGGAUGGAGAUAGUUUGGGUGUUGUGGUUACUGUGGAACAAGUCGUGUUGCUACGCGAUGGCAAAGUUGCGUUCAAGGUCGAUGCAGGGUAUGGCCCAUUGUGUGCUGCUAUUCAUCCGAAUAAGACGGAGGUAGCAGUAGGAGGAAAGGAUGCAAAGCUGCGUUUCUUUUCUAUCGACAACGACACGCUUGUGUCUAAGAAAGAGAUGACAUUCGACUCCGAAGUCAGUUCGUUGGCGUAUUCGCCAGACGGCGCCACGCUGGCGGUGGGUCAGUCCAAUCGCGAUGUCUGUUCAUUGAAUAGUGAAACACAUGAGAAAAUCCACAGCGGCUGGGUUUUCCAUACUGCACGAGUGACGUCUCUGGCUUGGUCGCCCGACUCACGACACUUGGCGAGCGGCAGCUUGGAUACCAACAUUAUCGUGUGGAGCAUGGAAAAGCCAAACAAGCGCAUCAUAAUAAAAGGUGCACACCCACAAUCGGAAAUCACAAGUUUGAAUUGGAUUGAUAACAACACUUUGCUUUCGUCGGGUCGUGACUGCAGCAUGAGGAAGUUCAGCAUCACUCCACAUUAGUGAUUGAUGCCGAAACGAUGGACACACGCGCGUGUGACUUAUUGCGGGGGAGACAUUGGGUUUUCUGUGUGAUAGCGAUGAUCAAAUGUGCGGGUAUCGGUAAUUCUAUGACUCGAUUGUAUGUUAGUCUUUAGUACACAUAUAUAAGUCUCACUCAAAGUGGUUGGUACGUUGUUGUAGUG
Molecule: messenger RNA, 2046 nt
Organism: Corticium candelabrum
Lineage: Eukaryota; Metazoa; Porifera; Homoscleromorpha; Homosclerophorida; Plakinidae
Product: actin-interacting protein 1-like
Exons: 15
Coding region: 59-1864 (601 amino acids)
Biological process (GO): locomotion; actin filament depolymerization
Cellular component (GO): cortical actin cytoskeleton
Molecular function (GO): actin filament binding
Source: RefSeq, a predicted model, not a curated record